Molecule: messenger RNA, 443 nt
Organism: Cydia strobilella
Lineage: Eukaryota; Metazoa; Arthropoda; Insecta; Lepidoptera; Tortricidae
Exons: 3
Coding region: 161-433 (90 amino acids)
Source: RefSeq, a predicted model, not a curated record
ACGGGUCGGUCAAGUUUUAACUACUUAAGCAAGUUUAAACCUUAAAGUUAUAGUAUGAAGAUUGAAAAUUACUUAAACAGUUGAUAAUUAACUGGUAUUAAAUAAAAACAAUGCUCAGUGUUGUGAUAGCCAGUGAUCGGAGAGCGCGCAACGCGGCAUCAUGAAGUUAUUUGUAUUUAUCUUGGUAGUGCUGACUGUAGCGGUUUGUGGACUAGCUUCGCCCUUGCCAGCGAGAUUUGAGAUAGACACAGAAUUGUACCGACCUCCCCGUACACCGCAGUUCAUCAAGGGACAGAAAGGGACCAGAGUUCCUGACCCUCUCAACCUACGUAAAGGCGAAUACAUUUGCGGCAACAAGAUAUGUAGUCUGAAGCCAGGAGAGAUACCGCAUAACUGCGGAGGAGGGUUAUGCCAGUAUAAAAUAUUGAAAUAAACUUAGCCAG